AUGCCGCGCCGCAGCCAAACACCCGAAGCCUCCACCGCGCAAUUGCCAACACAGUCGCACUCUCAUCCCGACCCCGACGCUCGCUCACCGCGCGCCCACAAGAAACACCACCGCUCGCACCGCUCGCACCGCUCGCGCUCCCCCCGUCGCGACGACGACACCCACCGCCACAAGCGGCACCGCUCGCGCUCACCCGCCGCACCACGACCCAUAGACCUACCCUACAAAGCAAAGCCCUUAUCAAAACGCCACUACGACGACUACAAACCGCUCUUCCAAUCCUACCUCGACAUCCAGAAGAACAUCCAACUCGACAGCCUCGACGAGCGCGAGAUAAAAGGACGAUGGAAGAGCUUUGUUAGUCGUUGGAAUCGGGGGGAGCUGGCAAGGAGCUGGUAUGAUCCGUCGAUGUUGAAGACGGCGAGGGAGACGGUGCAGAUGUAUCGGGGGAUUUCUCCUGGGGCGCCCAGGAGGAGGGCGUCGCCUAGCUACGAACGAAAGCAGGGAGAUGAAGCCUCAGAUGCAAGCGACGACGACGACUUCGGUCCCGCACCGCCUACAAAACUCUCCAGACAUACCGGCCACGGUCCCACAAUCCCCAACAUGGACGACCUCACUCUCCGCAACGAACUCGUCUCCGAAGACCGCGCAAAUGGCCAGUCGAAUUACACCGACGACAUCCGGCACGCCCGCAAGGGUGACCGAAAACAGCAGAAAGAAGCGCUCGACGACCUCGCCCCCCGCGCCGACCCCAACAGCCGCGACCGCCAACUCGAAAAGAAGCGCGAAGUAACCACCACUUUAAACUCCUUCCGCGACGCCAAAGAAGCCGGGGAAGUCGACGUCGCCGAAUCAGACCUAAUGGGCGACGACGGCAUAGACGUGUAUAAGAAGAAGAAGAAGGAGCAAGAGCGGCAGAAGAAUGAGAGGGAGAUACGACGAGAGGAGAUUGCGCGGGCGAGGGAGGCGGAGAGGAAUGAGAGGUUGAGUGAGAGGAGGGAGAAGGAGGCGGGGACUAUGGAGUUUUUGAGGAGGAUUGCUAAGGAGAGGUUUGGGUAG
Messenger RNA from Alternaria novae-zelandiae, 1059 nucleotides. RefSeq lists its product as uncharacterized. Bases 1 to 1059 code for a protein of 352 amino acids. The record is from RefSeq and is a predicted model, not a curated record. The transcript has a single exon. NCBI's taxonomy places the organism in Eukaryota, Fungi, Ascomycota, Dothideomycetes, Pleosporales, Pleosporaceae.